Molecule: messenger RNA, 879 nt
Organism: Caenorhabditis briggsae
Lineage: Eukaryota; Metazoa; Nematoda; Chromadorea; Rhabditida; Rhabditidae
Exons: 4
Coding region: 1-879 (292 amino acids)
Source: RefSeq, a predicted model, not a curated record
AUGUUCGAGGAAAUUUAUUUCUGGAGCAAGAAUGGCCGGCCGGACGCUGAAAAGAAUCAUGACCUGAAUUCUGCUUGCCACGUGAAAUUACGUUGUUUGAAGACCGAGAAAACCAUCGUUAAGACGUAUCAUAUGGAUUUUGGAGAGGGGCAAGCUGGAAUUAAAGCUCAUGACUUGAUGGAUCGAACUGUUUUUCGUCAGGAUAUCGCUCCAUAUGUAUCCUACUCGGUGAACAAAAAGAAGAGAUGGGAAAUGGUGGAAAAUGAUAAAAUUGAAAUUCUUGGAGAGGUUCAAAAACUAUAUGAUGAUAUGGAGGUAUUGAUUCUUGAUCGAGUUCAAUUUAGAUGUCCAACAUUUAUUUCUGGCCGCUAUUACUUUCAUGAUUUGUACUUUAACUGGUUUCCAAUUCGAAACAUCCAUAGACUCCACGAGGAUAAGACUUAUCAGUGCACAUCUGUCAAUUCAGUGUUUGGUGAAAAAAUCGAACAUUUCUCCCCUGAAAGUCGAUCAUCUUGUAAAUCUCCAAUUUGCCUGGAAACCUCAAAAGUUGCUGGAAAAACAAAAGUUGCAUAUCACAUUAUCACUCCUCCAAAGAACUACGAAGCACUCGUUCAAAAAUCAUUUCAUCCUGGAAGAGUGAGAAUGAAGUGGUGGUGGUCGCCUGAAGAUAAUUUGAAAACCAAUUAUAAGUCUUGGAUCGAUGAGGAUUAUUUCGAAUGGAUCACUUAUGAUGCGUUGAUGGAUAGGGAGUGGGAUGAUGUUCAUGAGUGGGAUGAGGAAGGUUAUGUGGAAAAUGAGGAGGAGCCAGAGAAAAAGUGUUACAACCUCGAAGAUCAUUUUGUGGAUAAAUGGACGAUGGUGAAGAGGACAGCGAAGUGA